This is a messenger RNA of Cornus florida, 2465 nucleotides long. RefSeq names its product protein SIEVE ELEMENT OCCLUSION B-like. Lineage: Eukaryota; Viridiplantae; Streptophyta; Magnoliopsida; Cornales; Cornaceae. The record is from RefSeq and is a predicted model, not a curated record. Gene Ontology annotation, biological process: phloem development. The coding region runs from base 87 to 2285 and encodes 732 amino acids. The transcript has 7 exons.
GCAAUGCAAAUGUAAACCAACAAACACAAUUAAUACUGUAUCUACAUACCCAUUCUUCUCUGAUUCACAACCUCACCUUUGGCUUCAUGGCUCCUGCUAAGCCAGCUACUGCAUCUGCAGCUAAGAUGCAACAACAAAAAGAUCGCCACUCAACAUUAUCACUGGAGGACGAAGUGUUGAUGGGCCAUGUUCAAGCCACACACGCUCCUGAAGAUGAACUCAUUCACGAGUUUGAGGUCAAACCUAUUCUCCAAAUCAUCGAGGAUAUCAUGCGCCGUUCAACCCCUACCAUCAACAGCAUUGUUCAAGGAACUCAAGCUCAAAAAUUGGAUGCAUCUGAUGACAAGGCCCUUCGUAGUGUCAACACUGACAUGCCUGACUUUUUGGCACUCACAAUAAGCAAAAUUUCCUGCGAGAUAUCAUGCCAUUGUUCUGGAGAAAGAGAUACGCGCAACAACUCUAUGGCACUUCUCAAGACACUUUCAACCUACACAUGGGUUGGCAAAGUGGUGGUAGUCUUGGCAGCUUUCGCAGUGAACUAUGGGGAAUGUUGUCUUCUUGCUCAGCUUCACUCCACCAAUCCACUCGCCAAGUCGGUCGGAUUCCUUAGGCAACUCCCGGACAUAAAACAGGAGGGCUUCCAGACUCUGAAACCCAAGUUGGAGGCACUGAACGACUUCAUCAAAGCCUUGUUCGAUCUGAUCAAGAGCAUUAUCGAAUUUUAUGAGCUCCCGUCUCAGUACUUUACUCCCACUGUACCCGUUUACCAAAAUGCCAAUGCUCAAAUACCCACCAAAGUUUACUACAUUAUUGAGAGUAUUGUGGAUUGUGCACCACGAAUUUUGAACUUUAUGAGCUUGGGUCCUGAUUACCAAUCACCCAAUGAUGCUUGGCAGCUCUCUAUCUGCACUCUUAGGAUUAAAAACCUACACAUGCAACUGACGGACCAACUGUUUUUAUGUCGUCAACACAUUGGUAAGAAGAUAGAAAUUGACGAAUAUCAAGCCCUUGUGCGCCUCUUCCAGUCGACACCCCACUUUGAUAACACAGUGAUUAUGAAAAGACUUUUUGUUUACAAGGAGGAUAAGCCUGCACUCUAUGAUGCCAAGAAAAUGGCAUAUGAACAUGGAAUUGAUGUAUUGAGAAGGAAGACUGUGUUGCUAUUCAUUUCAGACUUUGAGGUCUCCCAUGAAGGAGGACUUUCCAUUCUCAUGCACAGGUAUGCCGAGUCACGGCAGAAACCAGAAAGGGCUGACAGCCACUACGAGGUGGUGUGGUUCCCGGUGUCGGUGGACAAAUCAACCCCUUGGAAUGAAGUGAAGAAAAAGAUUUUUGAGGACACACGAAUCAAUCCUUAUAUGCCAAUGCCAUGGUACACGGUGGCUGACCCUAGCUUGGUGGAUGGGGCAGUCAUCAGGUACAUCAAUGAAGAAUGGAAAUUCAACAAGAAGCCAGUGCUUGUGGUGAUAGACCCUCAUGGGACACCUGUGAACUACAAUGCAUUCCACAUGAUGUCGAUUUGGGGAAAUUCGGCUUUCCCAUUCACCAAGUCCAGAGAGACAGAUCUCUGGAACCAGGAAUUGACCUUGAAGGUUGAGUUCGUAGUAGAAGAUUCCAUAGAGCCAAUGAUCCUUAGAUGGAUGAGUGAAGAAAAGUUGGUUUGCUUGUAUGGAGGAGAUAACCUAGAAUGGAUUCGGAAUUUUACCACUCUUCUAAAAUCGGUUGCAAAAGCCGCCAACAUCCCAUUAGAGAUGCUUUACGUGGGGAAAAGCAAGCCGACCAAUAAAGUUGGGAAGAUCAAUGACACCAUUAUUCAAGAAAAAAUUAGUAGUGCACUGCCAGACAUAGCCGCCAUCUGGUGGUUUUGGUCACGGAUAGAGAGCAUGUGGCACUCAAAGGUCAAAAUUGAGGAAGACAAGAAGGCUGCAGACUCCGAUCCGAUAAUGAAAGACAUCCUGUCACUGCUCAGCUUCGAUUGCAGUAGCGAAGGAUGGGCUUUGAUUAGUAAAGGAUCUUCCGCGGAUAGGGAAGUGGCAAAAGCAAAGGGUGACAUUAUGACCAAAACUUUCGUCGAAUAUAAGGAAUGGCAGGAACGUGCGGAAAAGACUACUUUUAUAUUUGCACUCAAUGAGUACCUCAUAAAACUCCAUUCCCGGGAUGAUCAUCACUGCAACUAUCUCACAUUGCCUGAGACCGGCGAGGGAAUCAUCCCUGACAAGGUGGCCUGCAUUGACUGUAACCGUCCCAUGGAGAAGUACAUCACAUAUCGCUGUUGCACCGAUUAAGCUAUAUAUAUAUCAUUAUCAUGGUAUUUGCUACCGUGCAUGUAAUAAUGUCCCUUGCUCUCUAGUGUUGUGCGCUUUUUUUUUUUUUCAAAUAAUUCCCACAAUGCUCUAAGGCGUUGGUGGUGAUGUGUGUUGUGUUGAUGCAGUAUUAUUAAUAAAUGUUUACUAUGUUUUAUGUAA